Solanum verrucosum is the source of this 1504-nucleotide messenger RNA. Its product is annotated as ribosomal RNA small subunit methyltransferase, chloroplastic. Gene Ontology annotation, molecular function: rRNA (adenine-N6,N6-)-dimethyltransferase activity. Gene Ontology annotation, cellular component: mitochondrial matrix. Gene Ontology annotation, biological process: rRNA methylation. Lineage: Eukaryota; Viridiplantae; Streptophyta; Magnoliopsida; Solanales; Solanaceae. The transcript is spliced from 10 exons. The coding region runs from base 34 to 1077 and encodes 347 amino acids. The record is from RefSeq and is a predicted model, not a curated record.
AUUAACAGACCAAUAACUGCAAAAGAACUACCAAUGCCUUCCUUGCUACAUCCCAUGUUGCCACUCUCUUCAACGCCAAAACCUCCGGCAAAUUCGCCGGCGUACGAUGGACCCUUUGCUGUCCAUAGUACAAGAACCAAAUCCCUUCAUACAGUAGCUGCAGUACCUAAAACUACAAGCGAAACAAGAAUCAACAAGGCUGAGGAUGACUAUCAUGCCACCGUCAAAGCUCUCAACUCUAAAGGUCGUUUUCCAAGAAAGUCACUUGGGCAGCAUUACAUGCUGAAUUCAGAGGUAAAUGAUCAACUAGUUGCUGCUGCUGAUGUGCAAGAAGGAGAUUUGGUGGUUGAAAUUGGGCCUGGUACCGGUUCCCUGACAAAUGUUCUUGUCAAUUCUGGUGCAACUGUCCUUGCAAUUGAAAAGGAUCCCUACAUGGCAGCCCUUGUAACAGAGAGAUUUUCCAGUCUAGACUAUGUAAAGGUCUUGCAAGAGGAUUUCACAAAAUGUCAUAUACGCUCCCAUUUGUCCGCAGUUUUGCAAAGUAGAAUGAAUUCUUCAGGUGUAAAACCGAAAUAUGCAAAGGUAGUCUCCAAUCUACCUUUUAACAUAAGUACAGAAGUUAUUAAGCAACUUCUUCCCAUGGGUGAUAUCUUCUCAGAAGUAGUUUUGCUACUGCAGGAAGAAGCAGCUGUGCGCAUGGUGGAUUCAUCCUUACGGUCCUCUGAAUACCGACCCAUUAAUAUUUUCAUCAACUUCUAUUCAGAUCCUGAAUACAAAUUUAAGGUGCCGAGGACAAAUUUCUUCCCACAACCUAAAGUUGACGCAGCUGUAGUUUCCUUCAGACUGAAGCAACCUGUAGAUUAUCCUCCCGUUUCUUCAGCCAAAAGCUUCUUCUCAAUGGUCAACUGUGCAUUUAAUGGGAAACGUAAGAUGUUACGAAAGACACUACAACAUAUAUGCCCUUCUCUUGAGAUUGAAGAAGCUCUUGUUAGUGCUGGUCUUCCAUCCACGUCAAGGCCUGAGGAGCUUGCGCUUUAUGAUUUCGUAAGGCUGCAUAAUUCAAUUGUUAAACCCUAGGAUCUUCUGGUGUCACUUGGUGCUGAGCUGUCCUGAGGAUACUUAUGCUUAUGCUUCACUGGUACCAGAAUCUGGAAUAGGGAGUCUACAAGCUGCAAAAGCCCAGAGCAAUAUCACCAGCAGCAAAUUCAAACAGCUAAAGUUGACAGCAAAAAGAGCAACCCCGCAACACUUGAUUUGAGCCUCCAUUGCUCUACUGUUGUCAAAUUAAUCAAAGCCUUAAUCCAUUCAACACAGCAUAAGCGCUAAGAGAAUUGUCAAGGCAUUAGAUAUGAGUGUAAAUAUGUUAUAGCGUGCUCUCAUUAGUAGAGUAUGCCAUUAAGUAUAGUCGAUAUUUUUUUUGCAUCAGAUCACCCUCUAUAAUCCAUGAAUAGUGAGAAUUUAUAUGACACUCUAACUUGGUUUGGUAUUGAAGCGUAAUUAUUGU